Messenger RNA from Paramecium primaurelia, 1386 nucleotides. NCBI's taxonomy places the organism in Eukaryota, Ciliophora, Oligohymenophorea, Peniculida, Parameciidae. The record is from the annotation of a GenBank genome assembly.
AUGAAUGAAGUGUCGGUUGCUGAUUUUGAAAUUUUAAGAAAAUUAGGAUAAGGAUCUUAUUCAUCAGUUUAUAAGGUAAGAAGAAAAUCUGAUGGAUAAGAAUAUGCUAUGAAAAAAGUUUAGAUGACUGGAUUAUCAAUAAAAGAAAAAUAAAAUGCUUUGAAUGAAGUAAGAAUAUUAGCAAGUUUAUCUAAUCUUCAUAUAAUUGGAUAUAGAGAAGCAUUUAUUAAAGGUGAAACAUUAUUCUUAAUUUUGGAAUUUGCUGGUGGAGGUGAUUUGUAAUAAAAAAUAGAAUAUACUAAAAAAAAAGGUUUAGGAUUUCAUUUUGAUGAAUAAUUGAUAUGGAAUUAUUUAAUAGAAAUGUUAAUAGGAUUAAAUGAAUUACAUAAUAAUGGUAUUUAUCAUAGAGAUAUUAAAUGUGCAAAUGUAUUUUUAACAUAAGACCAUAAACAUAUAAAAUUAGGGGAUUUAAAUGUGGCUAAAAUAGUGAAAUCAAAUUAACUUGCUAAUACAAAAGCAGGUACUCCAUAUUAUGCAAGUCCUGAGGUUUGGAAAGAUGAACCAUAUGAUUAAAAAUGUGAUAUAUGGUCUCUUGGUUGUGUUAUCUAUGAAAUGGCAUAAUUAUAACCACCAUUUUUAGCAAAUGAUUUAUAUCAUUUACAAAAGAAAAUUUAAAGAGGAAUUUAUGAACCAUUAAAUUAAAGAUAUAGCAAAGAACUUAGUUAUUUAAUUUCUAGAUGUCUAUAAAUAUCUCCAAAAACAAGAGCAUCUUGUGAAGAUCUACUUAAUUUUGAAGAAAUCAAAAAGAGAUAAUAAUAUACUGAUUCUGGUUAAUUAUUAACAAAUGGUUCAAAAUUAUUAGGAACUAUAUAUUUACCAAGAAAUUAUAAAGAUAUAACAUUACCAAGACCAAGAUAUUAAACUGAUAAUAGUGAUGCUAGUUUGACUCUUAAUAAACGUCCUAGUUCGAGGGUUUAAAGGACUAAAUCAAAUAAUAUUUCAAAUGAUUCUGAUAGUCCUUCAUUUAAGAAGAUUAAAAUAAAAAAUAAAUUGUCUAAUAAUCUUAAUAUUCCAUCUUUGUAAAGAAGCAUUUCUUAAAAUAAUAGCUAACUUAAAGAGAACAUACCAAAUAAUAGUAAUAUUUAUUAAUUACUACCUCUUCAUCAUUAACAUCAUCCUAGUCAUUAAGGUUAUUAAAGUAAUAAUACAGGAUAAUGUUCACCAAGAUUAAGGAAAUAAUUAUCUUCUCCAUAAUAAUAAAAAUAAAAAUUAUAAUCAAUUUUAUAAUAAGAUUUUUAUCUACCAAGAAUAGAUCAGAAAUAAUUGAAUAAGCAUCAUAAAAUUAAUUCAAAAUGUUAUAUUUCAGAUAUCAGAAAAUUAUUGUGA